Molecule: messenger RNA, 19259 nt
Organism: Porites evermanni
Lineage: Eukaryota; Metazoa; Cnidaria; Anthozoa; Scleractinia; Poritidae
Source: the annotation of a GenBank genome assembly
AUGGACGAUGGGACUUCAAAAUGUCUUUUGGAUGUAAUAAGGUCAGAAAAUUAUUAGAAACUGUUUUUGGUAGGCUGCUGCAGAGAAUGAGCUGACAAAGUAUUAUGUUUUCUUCUCUGUUAGCUUAAAUGUAGUCAUUAAAGGCUCCAAAAAUAAAGAAAGUGAAAUGGUUUUAAUUAAGGGAAACCUAUUUGAAUUGAUAUCGUAUUUACUUUUCUACACAGUGACCCGAAUGCAUUGCAGGAAUUUCUCCGCAGUAAUAGUCAGGUGCGUAUUUGUCUUCGAUUAUUUUUCAAUUUCCGACAUGUGUACAUCACAAGAUAUGACUGAUCAAACUACCUCUCUGAGAAGAUGUCCUCUUUCGAGGUUGUAGGUUAUCAAAUUGCACUGUGCACAUGGAUUUAACCAUACCACUCUGCUUCACAUCUUAGCAUGUUAAUAUACUUUCUUUGUCACAAAAGUAUAAAUGUAUAAAGGCUUUUGGUGAGCAGUGAGGACCACAGGCUCUUAGGGUAUUGAAUCCCAAAUAAUCGACAAACAGCAGCAACAUUACUAGCUGAUGACCUACAUGCCUCUUUUAAGAAACAGAUAGUUAAUAUAUAUAUAUUCAGUAAAUUUUACUGAAGUUUAGUUUUCAGGAUUUAGGGUCUGUAUACUGUGAGAUGAGCCAGCCUGGUUAGCAGCUAUGCCUUGUUUCCUUAUAAAAUUAUUGUUGCGUUUAUAUAAGAAGGCAGGCAGAUCUUGCUUUGAGCAACUAUAAUCUCGGCAAGCAGGCCAGCUACCUUAUGUAAACAGGCCCUAGUUGAAAACUGCCUCAACAUGAUAUCACAGAGCACAGCAAAAAUGAUCUCUGAUUUCAUGGAGUUUGUGACAUGACCCGUCGAGGGACCUGUUAGGCUUGAUUUUGGGUGCUCUCUCACUCCUCCCCGAGAAGAGAAGGCUGGACUCAUGAGUGGCCUAUCAUCUCUGUGAUGUAAAUUCAAAAUUUAACUUAUGCAUCAUUAUCAGGGUUUGCAAAUUUUAUUGAUGAGUGGAGUCAGUGUGACUUCUGCUUCACAAAUUUUGGAGUCAUUUUGGAAUAUUUGGAGUCAAGUAUCACAAUGAAAAAAGCCAUUUUCAGACUUGGCAUGUAUACACUAUCGUGAGGGAUACACGAAGUAGCCGUGGCGGUCCGCUGACCUGGAAAGCUCAAAUCCAUGAUGGCGGUCAUCGAGUUAACCUUGAUCGUAAUUUACCCUCUUCCUGUUUUGUCGUGCAGUAUAAUUCUUUAAUUUCGAUGAUUUAAUUAAGGUUUACAACGUUUACAAUUACCGUGAAUUGUAUUUGUUGUGAAAAAGGUAAGGACAAAACUGUGCUUGUUACCGAAAAUUUCUGGAGUCGAAGUGACUCCCUCCGUAACCUCCGUGAAGUCAUCUGAACAAUUUUGGCGUAAAAUACGCCAAAUUUGGCGUAUUUGCGAACCCUGAUUAUGAAACACCUGAAACAGAAAAUGUCAUCAGACACUGAACACCUGUUUUCGUUUUCGCCUCUUUAUCGCCUUGGUCUUCACCAUUAAGCUCACCAGCAACACCUACUGAUUUAAGGUAUUGCCAUUGAGUUAAGUUAGGGGUGAAAUAAAACUGUUUGAGUGAAAUUACAGCAGAAAUGGAUGUGAAAGUCGUCUCUAUCACAAUGGCUGUCAAUGACCAUCGGUGCAGACUGAAAAAUAAUAAUUGACAAUCCAGAUCUGGCUGGCUGAAUUGCAAAAACAUUCUGACCAUUUUAUAACCAGCGUUUCUGUACAGUCUCUAGUUAGCACUCUAUGUUGUUAAUAUUUUAGUUUUUUAAAGCUCAAAACACACCAAAACUCCACUGCAUGCCACAUUAAAGAAUGCCUUCAUGUUGGCCAUUUGAAAUCUGUUCCAGGACAGAAAAUUCAUGCGGCCUGCUUGAUUUGAGCAGGCAGUAGUCUGAUUAAUGGAAGUUAACUAUAGCAAACCGACCUGUCGAGCCGUGUAUUCGAGGAAAGAGCGCAGGCUCAUUUUCCGAACAGCGGCUGGUAUUUAAACCUAGGGUUUUGUCUUGCACAAACAAGAUUAUCACAGUUAUAAGAAGAUGAAGAAGAUUAAAGAGAUCAUAUACGUGCCAACUCUUUUGCAUCUAAUACAAGAAGUUUCGUCUUGUCAUUCCCGGGAUUUCCAAAAAUGUCUCAGCGAAACUUCCAUUGCUGAUUUAAAGGUUGCUGAAAAUGUCUGAAGAUGUCCUAACCACCUUUGAGUAUGUCAGAAGCUAUUUAAAAGCAACUAUUGUGGUGUGUUGUCGUAGAGUUAGGACACAAAGUCAACAUUAAGUGCAUUUUUGGAAUAUUUUUGGGAAAUUGAAUUGAAUUUUCAUUAUUAUUCCUGAGUUAAAGAAAAAUUGCCUGGAGUUGUGAGUGAGUCAGGCGUGAAAAAUUAUUCUUGAUGUAUGAGGUCAAUGCCUUGAGUCCACAGGCAUGAGACCCACUCAAAAUGCAUAAGAGUUGGUAGGUAUAAGAUCUUGGUGUAUAGAAGUGAGCAUAGGGAUUGAUGAUUUAUUCCAUUUUUAUCCUGAACAAUCUGGUUUCUACUAGAUUUUUGGUAGACCCUGUAGUCAGAUAUGCUCUGAUUCUGUUGAGCUUAUGACGAUGGUUAUGACUUUGAUUUUGUCUUUUGGUCAUAAGCACUUUACAGCUCUGCUUAUUUACCUGCCAACUCUCAAGCAUUGUAUGCUUUAUGGUUUCCUAGUAGUUUACUACUUAUUACAACUGUUUAAGUUUGACGGCAAGAUUUGACUAUGAGUUUUUAUAGCCAUUGAAGCAAUUUUGCUUUAAAAGGCACAAAAGUUUGCUUACAAUUUUUACAACUUAAAGUCAUUAAAACACCACCCUAAAGAAUUGAUUUCACUGGUGGUAGAGUCUGAGUCAUAAGAGUCAAAUCCUUGAGAUUUUUUCUUAUCAUGACCUGGAUUUCAAAAAAUGUCCCAGCAACUUUUGAAGAUUUCUGACUAUUUUCCAAAGACUUUUGAAUGUAAUUGAAAAUGUCUGAAGAUGGUCUAGUGAGCUAUUUAAAAGGCCGCAAUUUUAGCGUGUUGUGAUAAAUUUGGAACUCAAAGUCAAUAUUUAGCACUAUUUUGGAAUAUUUUAGGGGAAAUUAAAUUAAUUUUUUAUAAUUAAUGAUUUGUUAAGAACCAUUUCAUCUGGAAUUAUGAGUCAGGUGUGAGAGAUUGUUGGUGAUGUGUGAGAUUGAUGUCCUUGGUCCGCAGGCUUGAGACUCAUUGAUUUUGUUAAUAAAGAUAUGACUUUUUGCCCUUCUUCAUUCAUUUGAAACACACAUCCAGUUAUAAAUGUCUGAAAUUAUAUAAUCAGAAGGAGUCGUACAGGGGAUUUGUAGUAGAUAUAAUUUUUGUGUGCUGCUCCUGCUCUUUAUUCUUUAAUGGUUUUAGCUGCAAAUCCUGUAUUUCUAAUUCCUUUACAGUGAAAAUUGUAUUAUACAGACCUCACGUUAAGCUGACACCCUUUAUCCAGCAAACAUGAGCUCAGGAAGUCUGACAUUUUUUCUUGCCUUAUUGUUUGAAUAAAAAAGCCUCUGUUCAACACCACCUCUUUUGAGUGCAAAAUAGGAAGGGUCCUUUGGGUUUCCCUCUUUUGCCAAACUCAGAAACUGGUCGUACUUGAAAUAUGUCAGGAAUGUUUAUUGUGUUGAGACCAAUCUUAACAAUGAUUAGGCCAUGCAAAGAAGCCACUAAACUGCAAACUAAUUUCUGUUGUUUCCUGUUGUUUAGUCGUCUCACAUGUAAUUGGCUACUUCCUUACAACACCAUAGCAUUCCAGAAAUAUUUUUGGUGUUCCUGGCAUUUCAAAAUUCAUAAUUAAAAUAAUAAAGAAUUCAGUGUAUUACUUUUUGUGACUUUUGAUUGCAUCUUCUAAGAGUGUCUUUUUGAAUUCUAAUCUUUGUUAUUCUUUUAUUGAUAGGAUAAUGGAUCACACUCAAAGAAUUCUUCAUCAGAUGCUGUUUCAAUGCCAGGUUUUGGAAAUCACUUGUUAAACACAAGUAGCAUUGUGGGUGCAUUGCCUGCAAAUGCAAGAACGUUUCCUGUAGGUUCCUCAGCAUCAGUGAAUAACAUUCAGCCAUCAGCUGCUGCUCAAAAUACAUUUGUGAAUGCUGUAGUUCACAAUAAUAGUGUUGGUGUUGUUCCUUCGUCUGUUCCUUUGUCUAGUGGAGGAAAUUUUUUGAAACCUCAUUCUGUAGAAAAUACAGGAACCAAAGUUGGGAGUGCUGUGCUGUCUGUUGCACCUGGCAGUAUAGCAGUUUCGAAGCCUGUGGUUUCUUCUACUGCAGCUCUAUUUCAAGGGAAGAAACCCAUUCCCAUUCAGCCUAAAACUCCAAAUGCGUCUUCAGCUGUAACAGGAUCAACUAUUGGGUCACCAGGAAACCGUGGAAGACAGGUUUUAAAUUCCGGAGUUCCACUUGUGGCGCAAAAACAGUCUGUUACCGGACAACAGAGUGUUUCUCCUCUUGGGCAGCAUGUGGCAUUAAAUGGAAUUGAUUCUAAAGGAAAUAUGAAAACUAAUGCUGUUGGUGGAAAUUUCCAUAGCAUAAAAUCAUUGUCUCCAAAUACCUCACAACAAAUUCUUUCAUCAACCACUCCUGUUAAAAGGAUUGCUCCGAAACAGCCAAACAUUUUGCCUCAACAAACUGGUUUGUCUCCUUCGCAUAUGGUUGGUACAAAGCAGAAGAUAGUUCUCCAACAAGUGUCAAAUCAGAAUACCCCACAAGUACAAGCAAUAAUCAACCAAGUGCCCCCAGGAACUGUCCAAAAACAAAACCACUCACAGCUAAUUCAAGCACAACAGCUUUUAAAUUUAAUUAGAGGCCAGACUCCAACCACUCAUGCUACUCAGCUUAUUCAGUCGCAGUCUUUGCCAGCCAAUCAAAUUAAGCAAAUUCAGCAGUUAGUUCAGCAGAAACUUUCUAACCAGCAACAACAACCACAGAUUGCACAAACUGUUCAGCAAAAGGUGUUGACUCCGGCACAACUUCAGGCUGCUCUAAAACAAAACCAAGUAGUAACUACACAAACUGUACAAGCCUCUCAACCACAGAAUAUUGUAGUCCAGGAGGAAGUUAUUAAACAGCUGCUUCAGCAAGUGUCACAACAAAAAUCUGCACAGAAUCUUGUCCAACAGCAACCUCAAUUGUUUCAGCACGUUCAGCAGUCUGGUCAAAAACAGAUUUUGGUUCAGAAUGUUCCAACACAAUCUACUGCCCAAGGACAGCAAAACACACAGUUAAAAGUUAAUGUCAGCCCACAAGUAAGGCAUUCGAAUCUGCAGCAGAGGACAGAAGUAACUGCUGCAUCACCUGUUAAUAUACAGUUACAGCAAGUAUUGAAUACUCAGCAGAAGCAAGUAGGGCAAGUUCUUGGACAGCAGCAGGGUAACUUGUUAACCCAUCAAAACCUUGUGAUUACAAAGGACCAGGGUGGGCGUCUGCUCCAAGGAGUGACGUUUGUACAAAAUCAGCCUAACAAAGUUUCUACAGCACAAGUGUUAAAUCACGGGGUUGUUAUCCAGCAAGCCAAGCCUGUACUUCAACAGGCCAAACCUGGUGUGACUCCCAUGGUCCAAAUAGCAGCUACAACACAACCCAACACUGUUUCCCAAACAAAGGCACAGCCAGCACAUAAUACAGGAGUUCAGAAGGUGUUUAUUAUAAAACAGCCGGAGCUUUUGCAGAAGUUGGGAUUGCAGGGAACAAAGUCACACCAAACUAUUCAAAUUACUCCUCAACAACUCCAGGCAUUGAAACAGUUUCAAUUACAACAGCAAGCUGCAAAGCAGAAACUUGCCUCAAACAAUCUUCAAACAGGUAGCAAUAUUCAGCCAAAAGGACUGACACCUGAACAGUUGAAACAACUGCAAUUGCAACAGCAGCUUCAAGGAUCAGCGGUGAAACAAGUAGUUGUGCAAAAUCAGCAACAUUCUUUACAAUCACAAAGACAAGCUAGCUUGAAGACACAGGGUAAAAUGCAACAUAUUCCUAGAAUUCUUCAAACAUCAGGUCGACAACCUGUCUCACAGGUAACAGUGUUUACACCAUGACCGUUUUUGUAAUUAGGCCCUUUUUCAGAUGCCUAACUUUUCGUGAGCUUAACCUCAUAUGUUUUGUUAAGUACAUGAAAAGUUCAUCGUCUUAAUCAAUGUGUAGUUCCAGAAAAUAUCCAGACCCCCACCAUGGAGGGAAUUUCACUUAGGACCCCCCCACCUCCCUGGAUUUUCCAUUUUUGCAGGGAACUGAUGACCCCCCCACCCCUUCGGAAUUUCCACAAGUGUGACAAAGACUCCCCAACCCCUCUGGAAAAGUUCAUUUUCACGCAGAAAGACUAUUAACUUAAUCAGGGCAAGCUUACGAUUUGUUAUUCGUCUCAUGGGCGUAAUGUUGAUAGAAUUAACGCCAUUUCGUGCGGGAAUGCAGAACAAGUCAAACUUACGACCACAAAAUUAAUGCAAAACAAAGAGGAGAAUAAAAGCUCUGAAUUCUGAAAUGAUAACAAUGAAUACCCCCUGCAUCUUGAAGGUACUUGAAGGGAAAUCAAGUUCAAUUUACUGUAUUUCGAUCGACUGAUGCGACGUGAUGCGCGAUGGCCGUAUAAAUGUUUGGUGAAAUCGACACCAUUUCAGCGAGAAUUCGAUCAUGAACAUGCGACACGUUCAACCACAAAAUUAAGGGAAAAUGAAAAGGAGAAUAAAAACUCAACAUUCUUAAAUCGUUACAAUGCAUAGCUUGUGCUUUGUGAAGCAAAAUUGCCACUCUUCUGAUCUAUCAAUUGACUGACGCAACGUGAUGUGUUGCGUGAUGUGUUGCACGCUUUGAUGUUUUGAGGAAGACUGGUAACGAGUAAUGGCGGCCGAAUAUACGAGCAUGCGAUAAAACGAGUUGUAGUCGGUCUAAUUCCUUUGAAAUUACAUCCAAAACGCUUUUGGAAGAAAGUAAACCUGGUUAAGAUCAAAAGGAACAAUCUUAAGUCAUAUAUUUCAAGUUAUUUAUGUCCUAAAAAUGAUCUACCAGGUCGGUAAGAAGCAAUGUUUGAACUCGGGUCGAAAACGAAAUGAUAUUGCCCCCCAGGAAAGUGAUUUUAUGGUCCAACCCCCCUCCUUUCGGGAAUUUCCUGGGCCUCUGACCCUCCCCACCCCCCUGGAAUUUCCAAUUCCCUCCGUGGUGGGGGUCUGGAUAUUUUCUGGAACUACACAAUGAGGAAUGCCUAUUUCAAUUUGGAAUGGCACAGUUGUACUCUGGCUGGGAAUUUCAACAUUGGAGCGAGUUUGGAACAGCUUUGAUUUACAUGCUGAACUUUUCAUGUGCUCAACCUUAUGCAUAAAUUAAGUAUUUUGCAAGCAGUUUAAUUCAGAGAGCAUUUCUCUCUUUUUGUAUUUAGUUUGGCUAGAAUUAAGAUCAUCAUCCGAAUCAAUUGAGCCAGUCAAAAUAAUUUUUGUUGGCCUUAAUUUGAAUUAGGUUUGCCUCAUGCAAAAUUAGGAGUCUGAAAUGGGCCUUAGACACACUAGAACUGUUUAUUACAAUGUAUAAUCAGUAGGCAGGGAACCAAGUGGUGAAUCUGCAAGAAGCUGUGGAGGGUAGAGGGAAAUUUAAAAUUCCGAUGCCAGUAAUGCCAUAUUCAUGUGUUUCAGAGGUAUAUUUUCAAUUUCACUUUUUCCAUGAUUACUGGUAUUUCCUUUUCAGUCUAGACUUCUGGUGCUCUUUUGGUCUGAUAUUACUUUGAAAGUAGCUGUGGGUAAUGCUGUUAGUAGUCGAGGGGUGAUCCCUGGUGCCUGGACCUUAGUGACGGCCCUGCACAAGCCCCUCUUCCACAUUAGCCCAGCUGGGAUUAAAAGCAAGAGUUGUAAUUAAUUUUGUAACGCUACAGCUCGCAAAGGCCUGCACACUUUCUUUACAUGGAUUCUUAAUUGAAAAAUGGGCCAGUUUUAUCUUUAUUGGAAACUACCUGGUCGUUGUCAGUUAUUUAUUUGCUUAUUGUUAAUUUCUUAGAGUGUGAAGGUUUCAGUUCCAAUCAAACAGGAGACAAGUAAAGGAGUGAAGCGUCCACACUCAUCAGAUGCUCCAGAACAACCAAAAGCUGCCACUAGGUUAGUUUCAUUUUGCUAUCUUUGGCAAAGAAGAAAAAGAAGAGAAAGUCAAAAAAGGAUGAUAUUCAAUAAGCAACAACAAGGGCUCUGCAUUUGUGUCACACUUUUUGGUACAUUUCUUUGUGGCCAUGGCAUAAGUACAAUUUGAAACUUCUAGAAUUUUUUCUUGUGAAAUUUUGUUGAGAAUUUGAAUAUGGGAUUCUUCUACAAGUGAUUAAAAGAGAAAUACAGGUAAUUCCUGGACAAUAUUGUAUUCCCAUUUUUAUCAGUUGCAGUUUUAUCACAUGCAACUAAACUUUCGUUGAUAUAACAAACUCACAGAAUUAAGAGUUACAUGAAUUUGAAAAGGUUGACAUUGAGUCAUCAUGACAUCAUUCAAUAUUACUAUCUGCUGUUGCACUGACAGUAAGGAACAAAAACUGGAUUAUGUGGUGAGUGUGAAAACUGAUACCCUAAAAAGUGCGUUGUGCCUAGGUCCAUUCAGGGCGAGAGAAAUUAAUUUCUUUCCUCUUUCACAAACUCAGCCAGCAAGAAAAACAUUCACUAUUGCGGUAUUUUAUGCUCAGUUGUUUUGCUAAAACCUCUGUUGGCGUAACUGCUAUAAAAUUUGAAAGAAAGCAAGGUUAUAAGUGAAGUUUAUGCUCUGUCACUGUUUUUUUUUUCCAGUAAGUUCCCUAUUGUUACUAGAGUCAUUAAUGACCUUUAGAUUUAACUACAAGUAUGACUGGAAUUUUUAGCUGAUUGUAACCCCAGAAUGAUAACUCUUUCCUGUUACUGAGUAGCACAUAAGUAAAUAUCUGAACAUUGAGGAAAGGAUUAGUGUGAUAUUUGAUAAUAUUUUAUGAGUUACUUGAAUUUUGAGGGUUUUUGUGGCUACUACUUGUAGUAGUAGUAGGUGCUAUGCUGGCACUUUGUAUGAGUGAGUGUAAAUAAUCCUAACCUUCGGAAAGUGCUUGGGCUUUUGACGACACUGCCAACACCGAUGCUUGUUGUUAUUGUCGACUUUCAUGGAGAGUGAACAGAAAAUGUCCUUCGAGACGCUUUUUUUUCCGUUUUGGGAAUGAACCAUAAAUGUCUUACGAGACACAAAUGAGUUCAACAUUGAUUCCCUAAUGGGAAUGGAAAAUUGUCUGCUGUGUUUCGAAAGUCAUAUCUUUCGCAGUCGGGAGUUAUCAUCAACGCGAAGGUGAGUGAUUGACAGCGAUGGUGUUGUGCGCCUUGUUGAAAUAUCAUUGGUUGUAAGAGUAGUUUUACUUGCCAUAUCCUUUUUGUGUUUUGCCUUCUGUCUUGUUGGGUGCAAUCCAAGGUGAGAUCUCUCUCUGUCUGAUAAUGAUUAUGUGCUAUUUGGCACCUGCAGCUAGGUACAGCUCUCAAUUUACAUUUCAAGUGUUUUUCCCCAAAGCAGUUUUUGGCUUCACUCAAGCUUUGCAGAGAUUUUUGCCGAACUGAAGGGGUUGUUGCCACAUUUGAUGGUUGAGUUAUCUGUACAGCAACUCAGAAACACCAACAGCUUCAUCAGUGCCAUGUGGUGGAUACUGUCUUUUGGCACCCAAAUAAUUACCUUACGGGAACAGAAAAUGUCCUUCUGGACACACUUUUUUCCCUUUUGGGAACGAAAAAUGUCUUUUGAGACACAAAGAACUAGCACAUUCACAUUGACUCACACAGGAUAACUUUCUUUAGCGAAAUUGUUAUUUAUUGUUGUGCUACACACUGUUAUGGCUCAAAAGGCAUUGUUUAGGAAUUGUCCAGUCCAUUGACCUUUUAAAUAUGAUGCAACUCGUGCAAUUUUGAGUAGAUUCAAAUAGGACACCUAUUCUUCGUUGUGGUUGUUUACAAUAUUAUCUUAAUGUUCAAAAGGCAUAAUUUCACAGAUCAGCUAGUCUCUUGAAUCUGCACCUCAUAUUCAUUCGGAGGCAGAUUCCAUUGCGAUACCUUUUGUUAAAAAAGCUUCAUUGUUUGCUGUUGUUUUAGACCUUUAUGAUUUAAAAUGAAUAUUCAGGAAUUUUUAUCCGUCAUUCGAUCUUAACUAUCAUUUACUUUAUGAUAUUUUCAAUGUCUGUUAUCCUGAGGGCUUGUACAUGUUAUUGGUCAGUUAAUAAAAGGAAUGCAGCCUGCCCAAUAUUCAUUCUACUUUGCAGUAGUAACCACAUGUAGUCAUCGACUGCCUAUUCUUAAACUUGUAUUUGUUCUCAAUCUUGUUUUUGCAGCUUAAUCUACAAGUAUGAGAUUAAGUACAUGUGCAAGUUUUCAAACCAACUUCACGUGCCUCAUGUUACUUCUUAUCUCUUCAGUCUUAUUCCUAACAUAAUUAUGCUGUAGUCAUCAACGGGGAAGUUUUAUGGGAUGUAGUAAGCUCAAAAUUCCAAAGUGGUACUCGUAGUACUUGAUUUCAGACUCAUAGUUAAACCAAAGGGUCAUUACUGUCAAUUCAAGUUGUCUGUUCUUUCAUUUGAAACCUAGAGCAUCUCUAUCAUUCUAAACAUCAAUUUUUACUUUUUAAGAUUAAAACAAGGACUUACACAAGACCAACAGGCUGUUCUCCGCCCUGAUUUCAAAACACCAUUCACUUCUCAUGAAGAUGUUGUUAAAAGGCUCACACCUUACCAUGUUUGCUAUGACCCAAGCCCAACUCCAGAAGACAUUCAAAAAGGUAAGUGCCUUACAUUCUCAUUCUCCUUACUGUCAUUUAGGAUGUUGGAAACAAGCCUUGAAUUCCAGCUUGUCACAUUUUGCUAGCCUAUGGUCAGAUGACUUCCCUGGCCCUUGCCCAUUGGGCAAGGUUACUUGCUUAGCAGGAACAUCUAGUUGUCCUGGACAACUGGACAGGACUUCAUUGAGCCCUAGUAGGGCACUUUAUCCCACAGUUGAACCCUUACUAGCAAUUACCUCUUUUCAACGGCUGUCUCUCUACAAUGGACACCUUUUUCUGUCCUAGUCCAGACACCUUUUAAUCUGUUCAUAAUGGCAGUGGUCUCUGAUAGACCAGUUUUCAAAUUUAUACAGAUCUAUUUAGGUUUAUGGGGAAACUGCCCGCCUACCCCUCCCCUAAGCUAAAAUUUUGCCCUAGAUAAAAAGUGUAAGUAUUAAUGGUAGCUUAAGGGAGGGGUAGGUGGGCAGUUUCCCAGAAACCUAAAUUGAUCUAUUUAUACUUGGCUCUGAGGAAGAGGGGUUUAAAACAAAAGAAAUGGCAUUGAGAUUCAGAGAUAAAUAAUUCAUUUCUUUGUUUUAUUCCCCUCAGCCUCAGAGUAAAGUAUGAAUUUUGAUAAUUUGAAACUGGCCUAUUUGCAUUCCAUUUGCUAGAAUAACCUAAGUAACUUACUAGUUUUUUGUUUUGGUCUCAAACAUAAGGGCUAUAAUCUGAGACAGAAACUUGUGUAACCCCUAACCUAAUUAUCUGUUCUGCCUGGUUGAUUUAAGAAUCCCUGUAUACAUUCUGACUAGAGACCCAUACUGCAUGAAUAUAAAUUCAGGAGUCCCCAUAGUUAAUACGGUCAAACCUCCCAUAAGCUACCCAAAUCACCAUGGAAGCAGGGGAAGCUAGGUUGGUGAGGUUACCUGCUUGUCGAUAUAAUCUCUCAUUUUAAUUUGAUCAUGUUUACAUGAUAUGUGGGGUGACCCUCCACAUGUUACCUCACCUGUCUGGGGUCUCCCACCUCCAUGUAAACAGGCCCUUAGUGGUCAUUACAGGAGGUGGUCACUUUAGAGAAUCAAAUCACCAGGGUUCACUUGCUAGAAGAGGACCGAACAUGUCUACAUUUUGGGAGAGAAUUCACUGCAUGCAAUUUCUAAGUUAUGAUGAUAAGUGUAGUGUGUUGUUGUCACUGAAAUACAUGAAAUUCUCUUAGUAGUAGUGAGUACACAAUAUGCAUAGAGAUCAAACAAUGCACAAAGUAGUUGCAUACAUGAGGAUAAAACAAUGGAAAAUUCUAAGGACAUCAUCCAAAAAAAUGGUAGCAGUCUUUUAGGAGAGUUUGUUGUUUACAAGUGGUUGCAAAUGGGAAAGUUUUUUUUCGUGUUUUGGAUAGUUGGUCACUUAUGGGAGGUGGUCGCACAUGGGUGUUUGACUGUGCAGUUGACUCUCACUAACUCGAACCCUUGCUAACUCAAACCUUGCACUAACUCAAAGCAAAAUCAAUUUCCCCUGGAUUACCUCCAUAUGUUUAAUGUAAUCUUACUAGACUGUUCACAGCCCUCUAUUUUUCUGUAAGAUUGUCGAGAUUGAGCACUUUGUGUUAUGGGCUGCCAUCUUGCAUGAGUGUCAAAACUGCUUAGGGGGCAGGGGCAGUUUGGGAGGAAGUGAGAAAAAAAAGAGGGACUGUAAUAACAUCACUGCAGCUCGUGUUCAGGUCGUAUGACAGGAAUUUCGCCCCUUUUAACAUUCAUUUAUUAAGAAGCUCUGCCUCCGCAUUUAGCAUUGAUUUCAUGUAUUUACAAAUAUUUCUUGUGUUUUCUCAAUUAUUACACUUUGUUUCCUGGGUUAAUAAAAAUCCUCAUACAUGACAUGCCUAGGAUGGACAAUUGUUUUUUAUACAUCUCAUAAUGAGUUCAACCAACACUGCAAAUGUAAUAGAACACGUGUUAAACAGCAAAACCAUCUUUAAUUAUCUAUUUGUAACUAAAUUUCCUAUAACUAAUGUGUCGAACGGAUUCUUUGGCUUCGAGUGUGACAUUCUUCAACGCAACGUCGAACGCAACUGAUAUAAAUGAUUUCGCAAUAAACUAACUUUACUAAAACAUGGACCACUGUUUCAAGUUUCUCACCUUUGAGAUAUUUCCCAGUUCAUUUUUUCUGGCAUGUCCUUGUAUCAAAUAAAAUAAUCGGGAUUUCACAAUAAACUAACCCUAAAAACACAUGGACCACUGUUUAUUAAACCCUGAAUACCUUAAUAUAGAACAAAACCCGGUUAUUUCACAUUAGCACCUUUCUUGUCUUUGACUGGGUUUUGAGAAAUUUGAGCUAUUCCUGAUGUGGUUUGAAUCGAGGGUGUCGAUCCACGUUGACAAAACCAGUUCAAAGUUCUGUCGAUCCACGUUGCUGAUUUGUGUCUGACAAAUCAAGUUCUUUAAUACCAAACAAUUGCAGAACUGCUGAAUAACUUUUUAACUCUAUAGAAAUAUGUAUCUCGCAAUAACCUUCGCGAAACUCGGUUUGGUAACGGCACUCAAGUUAAGCCCUGUCGGUCGGGGUUACGAACUGGACGGGUGACCAACCGCGAAUAUCGUGCUAAAGGUCCAUACGUUGUUCUUUCUUUUCUUCUUCUUCUUUUUUGCGUAUUAUGUAGUGUUAUUGUUAACAGUGUAUUGAAAAGCAGAUUUAGCAUUAUUUCGCCGCCCGCAUUUAGAAAAAGACANUUCUUUCUUUUCUUCUUCUUCUUUUUUGCGUAUUAUGUAGUGUUAUUGUUAACAGUGUAUUGAAAAGCAGAUUUAGCAUUAUUUCGCCGCCCGCAUUUAGAAAAAGACAAAAACAAAGAACAAAUAUGGCCUGGUGCAGUUCGCCUGGAAAUUAUUAUUAUUCGGGCCGUAAUACGGAGCUGAAGCUUUGCAGACUUUGAUCUAUAUAUCUGCGGGGAAACCGGCAAACUAAGAAAUCUGGGUUUUCGACAUUGUAAAAUGAUCAUAAUUCCUUUGAUUCCAAUCUCCUGUUCCUCUGUCUGUUGUUGUCGGCGUUGCCUUCGCUGUGCUCAUUGAUGUUCUUUCUACUCCGCGGUUUCUUGUUGACGUCUUCUCCUUUGUUGUUCACGCUGAAUUUGAAAUCGGCGUUCUUGCUCGAGAGGAGUUUCGGUGGAAAAUCUUCCUGGGCGAGGAUUUGGAGCCACUUGUUGUGCUUGUGUGUGACACAAUUCAGAGAAUGCGACUGGUUGACAACCCAGUUUGCGCGGUUGCUGAGCCAGGCGCACAUGCUGAAAAUUAACCGGGACCACCGUGCGCACCUAGUUUCAUCAAAUCGGGAAAGUUUCACAUCCUAACAGUAAGACGAUACGAUAAUACUUCUUCUUUACGCGGGGGACAUUAGGGUGCCUCCUCGGGUUCCGGCCUCUGGGCCAGAACACUGCGGGGGCAAUUAUGACAGCGUAUGUUUUAUAGAGACAACAACUUGUCAACGACUUGUCAGUGUCGGCAACUCAAACUAAACCUGUUGUCAACACAAAUUAACAUCUAUUGUCUAAUGACCAAUCAAAUGCCUGCGUUGCUGGUAUAAUGCGCUUCCGGAAUGCGAGCUGCAGUGAUGUUAUUACAGUCCCUCUAUUUUUCUCGCCCCCCUCCCCCUAGAGCUAUAAUCCCCGACGCCUGUCCCCUCGAAACAUGGCCGCCCUUAACGGUAAGACAUACUAUAUCUCGGUGAUCUCAUGAAAAAUAGGGGACUGUGAACAGUCUAUAACUUUACCCUCAGUUACAAACCCUCUAUAACUCAAACCUCCUGUCAGUUCACUCAAACUAUUUUUUAUUUCCCUUCAGUUCAUUUCUGUACAAUUUUACCCCCAAUAACUUUUAAGUGCUUGGCAAGUCCCAAAAAAGAAAGCAGUGAACUGCAGUCCAAAACGUUGAAUUUAUUUCAAAACAUCUGUGUAUUCUUCUUUGUCAUUUGUCAAUCCAAUUCAGAUGCAGUGUUAAGCCCUAUACUGAUUAAUCAAGCAUUGUUUCUUUAAUUCCUUUUUCAAAAUAUCAAUAUAUCUCUUUCUGUCUUUGAAGUGAAGUGUACAUGAUACUUGCAUUCCUUCGCCAUCCCAUUUCCUCAUUUCUGGUUACUUGCUUUGAACCCUCGAACUCUAGAAAACUUGAACUUUUUUCAAGUGUCCUUGAAGGUUUGAGUUAUCGGAUGUCAACUGUACUUUAAAACCAAAUGAAACUUGAGUAAACUUGAAAAUGAUAAGAGGCUAUCUAGUAUGUUACAUUCAAAUAUUAUUAGUGGUGGUUUUUUCCUUCAGUCAGGGGCAUGUGAAUUUUUUAACCCUUUCCUCCUGACAUUUUUAUUUUGUUCCACUCUCAGCUGAUGGUCUGUAUAGUACUGUAUCCACCCAACUUGUUAAACGCAGUCAAAAAAUGAUGGAGAAGUAUCGACAACUACUGUUUGAUGAGAGUAUGGUGAGCAUAUUUGUUAAGGCUUAUACAGCAGCAUGCAUAUUUUCUUUGUCUUGUUUUAAACCAUGUGAAAUGGUUCUUAUUGUGCAAGAAUGAUCACGAGGUUUUAUUACUUAACAGUUAAUGAAUGAGGCUUAGUAUCUUAUGAAGAAUUGUGGAGAUCGAGGAGGGUAUUCGGCCGAUAACACCCUCCGAGAUCUCCAUAAUUCUUCAUAUGAUACGAAAGCCAAAUUCAAUAAUUGUUUUAUUAUUCAUUCAAAAUAAUUCUUUGUUUAAAAACAUGUUAAGUUCAUGUUUGAUAGACUCAUAGUUAGCAAUUAAUGAAUGAGGCUUUCGUAGGAUAUGAAGAAUUAUACAGAUCUCGGAGGGUGUUAUCCACCGAGGCCAAAAAACACCCUCCUCAAUGUGCUUAAUUCUCCAUAUCCUACUCAGCCUCAUUCAUUAAUUGCUUUAUUAUUCAUUCAAAGUAAUUCCUAGCUUAAAAACAGCUAAAACAUGCUUAUCUGCAUUGAUGUUAAGUUCAUCUUCGAUAGUGUACAUUUAGGUUUGUCCAGCUCCGCAAAUAUUCUCCAAACAGCAGAUGUCGCCCUCUGAGUUUUCUUCUUGCUGUUUUUGCUAUGUUUUUAGCUAUUAUUUUGCCAAGUUCCAGCUGGAGUGCUUACUGUGAAGUGUCCACCAUUUUUGUUUUCACAACCAAGAGAACUCAACCUCAUCCCCAGGUCUUCUCGGUAACGGUGCCUUAACCUGUAGCAGGCUGCAUUUUUUACGUCAUUUUCUCAUUAAACACAAAAUUCUUCCAAAUUUGGUCAUCAGUAACUGUUUAUGAUGUAUUGUGAGUGUGCUUUUAGCCAGUCAGAAUUGGGGAAAUAUUUUGAAUGAAUAAUAAUGCACGUUUAGGGUUGUUCAGGCCAUCUGAUAGAGUGUGAUAAAAAAUCAGAAAUUGUGCGAUAAGAUAGGACUAUUAUGUGGUAAAUUAUGUGAUUUUUUCAGGGCUAAUUUACAUUGUUUUACCAGGUUUCAAACAAGUGAAAUGUCCGCCAUUUUUGUUUUCACAACCAAAAAAACUCAACCUCGUCCCCAGGUCUUCUUGGUUAAUGGUGCAUUAACCAGCAAGAAAGCUGCUUUUUUGACGUCAUCGGUUGAGUAAUUGCAAAAUUCUUCCAAAUUUAGUCAUCGGUAGCUGGUUAUGGUGAAAUAUGUGUGUGCUUUUAGCCAAUCAGAAUCGGGGAAAUAUUUUGAAUGAAUAAUAAUAAUUUUUAUUGACAAGACAGAGUACAGCCUUACAUGCAUGGUAUUGAAUAGCCUAUCCUUGUACCUCUCACAUGCAUCUUUAGAAAAGGUUUUAUGAACCAUACCGGAUGAAACUAUUCUUCACAAACAAAGCACCUUUUCCAUCAACUUUUGUGCAGGAAAAUCGGAAAAUCUGUGACACUCCACUCCUAAAAAGUUAUUGUUACUUAUUUGUACUGUAUGGUUUAAAGCGGUUGAGUCUGGCCGUACAUUUUAUUGUUUCAUUGUAUUUUGUGGUAUAGCGGGAGCACCCAUCUGCUGAAAUGGUCAUGCUGUACAGAGUGUUUUUGACUAACGAACGUGCUGCAUUAGCUCAAGAAAGGAAAAUUGCAAAAGGUAAAGAAUUAAAUGAGUUUUCUUUCAGGUUCUGUUGGCAACAUGAAACUUGAAGAGGUCUACUAAGUACCUUUGCGAUCCUAACCUAGUCCACUCCUUUCUUUAGUAUAUUUUAUUUACUCAUGCUUAUGCCAUACCAGCUUAUGUUACCCCUAGGUCACAGUGUUGGCUUGUGAGCCACUGACAGCUUUAAUAAUUAUGAAAUUUUCAAGGCAGCAAAUUGUAAAAAAAUAGCCCUCUCUUGGUCAAAGAACUGCUAGGAAACCUAUAUAAAUGCAGUUGUCAGGUGAAUUCCUAGUUGGUGACUCAACAUACACUAGCCCUUGAAUGCGUGAAUGCGAAACUGGAAAUACAUCUGCAUUUGCAGGCUAAAUAUAUACUAGGGCUGUUGCCAAAGGUCGGUACACACUAGGCGACAAGUUGCAGCAACACGUGGCGGCAACAGAUCACUCCAUGUGUACAGGUCAGGCGACUGGUUGCAGCAACAAGGUCAGGUGACACGUCGCAGCAUUAAAUGCCCUCGUGUGUACUGGAGAAUUUUUGUGAAAAUCUUUGUCUCCGCAACAAAAUUUUGUCGCUGCAACAAGUCGCAAAAAAUCAAAUCAGACUGAAUCUGUGCGACUUGUUGCGGCAACAAAAUUCUGUUGCACACAUGAAGCGAUUUGUCGCCGCAAUAUGUCGCUACAACAUGUUGCUGCAACUUGUCGCCUAGUGUGUACCGACCUUAAGAUUUCAAGUUGCCUAAACAAAGGUCAAUCCAAUGAAUUUCUUUCAGUGUAAUUUUCUACUAUGGCUUUUCAAAUUUGUAAGUCCUGCUUGUUCUUAUGGUAUUUACAGUUAAUUAAUGUCAUUUAUUCAGUAAAGGAACUGUGUUGCAAAAUUUGUCAAACAUUGGAAACUGCUUCCAUAUUGAGUGAAACAUGAAAAUAACUGCUUAAAGCAUUUAAAGAAGGUAUAAGUAACAAUGCAAAUACAAAACAACUCAAAGCUGUGAUUUUGUCUGUGACAAGUAAUUUUGUCCACCAACGUUAAGUUCCUUAGUGAAUGUACUGUAAAUCCUCUAUUAAGCCCCCUGGGUGCUUAUUUAUUUCAAGCCCAUUUGAGACGGGGGAAUGGGGCUUAUUUUAGUUUAGAAAAGACGAUGGUAUCAGUUCUCCAUAAAGAACUAGAAUACAAAGUGGAGAACAAAAAGGUUGGAGGUCAUGCAACCGAGGAUCAGAAUCAAAUCUGAACUUCCAGUUGGGAAAUAAACCAUCCCGGAUCAGUCCAUGCGAAGUUUUACAGUCAUGGUUGAUUUAAAAUACAGUCUCUCAUUUAUUAGUGGAGAAUAAUUAGGGGAGGGGGCUUAUUAAGGGCCUGAUUACAUGGAGGUGGGGGUAGGUGAGGUAACAUGUGGCGGGUCACCCCACCUAUCACGUAAACGUGAUCAAAGGAGAGAUUAUAUGGACAGGCGGGUUACCCCACGUAAGCGGGUCACCUCACCUAACUGGGGUCCCCCACCUCCAUGUAAUUAGGCCCUAACUUUCUUCCCCUGAAAGGGUGGGGCUUUUUCGAGGGGGCGGGGGGGAGGACUUCAUAGAGGAUUUACUGUAUUAACAGAGUUAACUACACAGCCGUGACUUAACCCCUAUGAAAUGACAGUCAUCCUUUUAAAGGAUGAUUCUAGGCACCUUUCUAAUUUAAGGUUUAAGGUGUAGAUAAAUACGUCUUGGAACGAUUUUUGAUGAAGCCUUGUGCCAUUUGUUUUUCAGAGAAUCCAAUGGAGAUUGUGAAUGCAGCCAAAAAGGAGAACACACCUAAAGAGACUUCAAAUAGUGUUACAACAAGUGAAAGUAGCAUGAAGGAUUUAUCAUCUUCGGAACAUUCGUCGCCUGUUGUAACGUCAACUACAGAAAAUGAUCUUGUUAGUAGUAUGAAAAAUACUGUUUCAGAGGCUUCGUCAAAAAUAUCUUCUCUUUUAAACAUUAAUUUAUCACCACCAACAAAGAAUUCACAUACAAACUCUGCGACAUCACUCAAGUCUGGUAUAUCCAAAUCAUCAUUGCAACUCAAUUCAAGACAUUCACCACACACUGCUACCUCUACCGAAAACCACAUAUCUAGUUCAUGUACGCAGGAAAUUUCGACAAGCAAUCAAUCAACAGUUACAAAGCUCAUGGAUAAUUCUAAUGAAAACCAUAGUCUUGCUGAGACGGCAGCUGGAGAAAGUCUUAGCGUUUGUGAAGAUACCUCAGGUGAUUUACUAAUGGACACUGAUGAUGAGACAGAGAAAGAAGAUGUCACUGCAACUUUGGCUUUGCUUAAUUCAAUGGCUUCUGAACUUGAUGAGGUUCUGGAUGUGGAGGGGACACUAUAGAAAUGAAUAAAUUAUUUUUCUAUAUCCUGUUAUUAAUACGAACUCGCCGUCUCC